This is a messenger RNA of Trichosporon asahii var. asahii CBS 2479, 2253 nucleotides long. RefSeq lists its product as uncharacterized. The transcript is spliced from 3 exons. Gene Ontology annotation, biological process: regulation of DNA-templated transcription; chromatin remodeling. The coding region runs from base 1 to 2253 and encodes 750 amino acids. Gene Ontology annotation, molecular function: ATP-dependent H2AZ histone chaperone activity. Gene Ontology annotation, cellular component: nucleus. The record is from RefSeq and is a predicted model, not a curated record. Lineage: Eukaryota; Fungi; Basidiomycota; Tremellomycetes; Trichosporonales; Trichosporonaceae.
AUGUACGAGACGGUGACGCAGGGGAGAGCAAAACGCAGCACUGCGGGAAACCGCAUGCGCGAGCUGCUCGAGAAGGCGCACCAGGAAGACCAGAAAGAUGCUCUGUUCGAGGAAGACCCGGAGGACGCCGAGUUCGAGGCGCCCGCGGACGUGCGCGACGUGUAUCUGGAGGACUUCGCAGACACAGAUGAGGAACUUGAUGACGAGGAGGCCGAGGAGCGGCAGCUGCGGCGUGAGGAGCGCAAGAAGGCCAAGGCGAAAGCUGGCUUCAACCCCCUGCAGCCGAAAACGGUGCGCAUGGGCCAGCCGACCGUACAGAUGCCCUCCGCUGAGGAGCUCGCCAUUCUGGGACCCAACAUCGACGUGUCCAAGAUGGCUCCUUCGACACUGAUCCUCGAGAUCAGACGGCGGAAACGAGAAGCCAAGCGCGAGCAGCGUUCCGAACAGCGGCGAUCCAACCUCCGUGCAUCGACUCUCAAGACGGAGGCGGAUGUCAUCGAGCGUGAGCGCCAGGAGAAGAUCGAGAAGCAGAACUCGCGCAAGGGCCGCAAGGCGCAGCACGUCACCGGCGAGAUCCGCGGCGCGCGUCCCAUGACGCAGGCGGAGCUCAUCGCCGCUGCGCUCGAGGAAGAGGAGCGUAACAAGGAGGCGCUCACGGACUGGCUCAAGAAAGAGGAGGAGCGGCGAGAACUGCGCCGCGUGGGAAGGAAACGUGUUCGCGGACCGCGAUGGACAUGGGUCAGCCGAACUGUCGGCCGGCUCGUAGAAGUCGUUGAGGACGAGACAACAGCAGCUCCGACACCUGCGCCUCGUGAGUCUACGGCUCCUGUUACUGAAGACCGGCCAAGCGCGACUCCUGCUACGGAACGAAACGCGGACGAAAAGGGGCCAUCAGUUGAAGCUUCUGCAUCUGCGAAGGAUGUGAACGAUGCCCAGCCGUCAUCUGCAACCGAGCAGCAUGAGCCGUCCACAGCGUUCACCGACGCCGCAUCGAGGCCCGCCGAGGAAGCGGCUCCCGCUGCCCAAUCUGCCAAUUCAGAAGAGGCUACGAAAGAUGAGACGGCCAAGACGGAUGAAGCGCCCUCUCCAGCAAUGGCGCCGGCGAGCAAGGAUGUCGAUCAAUCAUCACCCGCCAAGGAAGCCGCUUCCAAGGCAUCCGGGCCUGCUGCUCCCGAGGGCACGAGUGAUGGCGAGCCCAAGGCUGAUGCGGUGGCUAGUGCGGACGUGACUAUAUCUGAGGGUACGGUGGCCCAGGAAGUGCCGGACACUGCCAGCGCAUCCGAGCCGCCUGACCCCGACGCCUCCAAAGACGCAACCUCAGCCCAAGCGUCCACUGAUCAGUCGGCCAAGGCGGACGAGCCGAAGGCUGCUGAGCCCUCUGGGAAGAAUGAGUCUGAGACGUCGAAGGAUGGACUACCUAAGGCUGAAGAGUCGGUGAAGCCGAACGCUUCAAAGGAUGGAGAGCCGUCCCCCCAACUAGCCGAAGCAAAGACCGAUGCUCCCGCCAAAACCGAUGAGCCCUCCAAGGCCGACCCCAUUACCGACGCCGCCAAAAAGGACGAGGCGAAGGAAGACGAGAAGAAAGACGAAGCCCCGACCGGCCCGUACACACGUAACUACCUGAUUCUGUCCCAGGUGCCCGGAGGCCUGCCGGCGGAACUGAAGCUGAUUCUCGGCGACCACGUCGACUGGUCCGACGUCAAGGUCGUUCCCGCCCGAAACCGACCCAUCACAGACCGCAAGCGUCCCCGCGACCCAUUGACGGGCACGCCAGCGCCGUACCGCCACCCCGGGUCCAUGGUGCCCUACUCCUCCACCGAGAGCUAUGCCACGCUGCAGGCUAUCCUUGCAAACCGUUACGUCUUCACGCCCGAGGGCAUUUGGGCCGGCGGCGAGGCGGAUAUGGCUGCCGAGGGCGCCGAGGAGAUUCCUGGGUGGAAGGAGGCAUGCGCUCGUGGUUGGCUCGACGGCAAGCGGAUCCCCGAGGAUGAACCGGAACCAGAGCCCGUUGAGGAGCCUGAGGAGGAGGCAGAGGAGGAGGAAGAAGUGGAGGAGGAAGAGGAGGAACCGCAGGAGACAAAACGCGGUGCGAAGCGACGCAAGACUGAGCCUGCUAAGAGCAAGGCCAAAGGCAAGGGCAAGGCCAAGGCGACAGCUAAGAGCAAGGCGAAGGCUAAGCCGAAACCGAAGGCAAAGGCCAAGUCCACCCCCAAGGCGGCACCCAAGAAGGCCGCGCCGAAGCGCAAGCGUUGA